Molecule: messenger RNA, 810 nt
Organism: Closterium sp. Yama58-4
Lineage: Eukaryota; Viridiplantae; Streptophyta; Zygnematophyceae; Desmidiales; Closteriaceae
Source: the annotation of a GenBank genome assembly
AUGCGGUGCUGCAGGCACGAGGAGGUGACGUGCAAGGCCGAAUCUUGCUGCAAGCCCAGCUUGCUACGUACCACAGAGCCUAUCACUGCGUCGGAAGUUGAGCGAUGCUGGUCUGCGAUGGCAAGGGUGCAGCGGCGCGAUCGCAACCGAUUGAGCGCUCAGACCAUGAUCGAUGUCACCACGGUGGCAUUCAGUAGGCGCUCGAGGGCUGCAUUCGACAAGAAGCAGGAAGAGCGCGCCAACCUUUUUGCAGACCUUGCAGCAGGCAAGCUCAACGAGAGCACUCUAGGAAGAGUGACGACGACGGCACUUGAAAGCUGUGAACCAAAGGCCGAAGGCUCUGAACCACGGGUUGAAGAGGAAGAAGGUGAUGUCGAUUGUGUGAUUGACUGGGAAGCUCUUGGCAGCAUCGGGAAGAGGAAGAAGAAAGAGGUGACAAAGGGAAUCAAGGGAAAGGCGACCAAGAAGCUUAAGAGGAAGCGUUCGGCUGACGAGGAGGAGGAGGAGGAGGAGGAGGAGGAGGAGGAGGAGGAGGAGGAGGAGGAGGAGGAGGAGGAGGAGGAGGAGGAGGAGGAGGAGGAGGAGGAGGAGGAGGAGGAGGAGGAGGAGGAGGAGGAGGAGGAGGAGGAGGAGGAGGAGGAGGAGGAGGAGGAGGAGGAGGAGGAGGAGGAGGAGGAGGAGGAGGAGGAGGAGGAGGAGGAGGAGGAGGAGGAGGAGGAGGAGGAGGAGGAGGAGGAGGAGGAGGAGGAGGAGGAGGAGGGCGAGGGGUCCAACGCAUGGGACAUUAGUGACUUUGAUGGUGUUAGAUAG